Messenger RNA from Siniperca chuatsi (mandarin fish), 1124 nucleotides. RefSeq names its product rho-related GTP-binding protein RhoV-like. The coding region runs from base 145 to 819 and encodes 224 amino acids. Gene Ontology annotation, biological process: small GTPase-mediated signal transduction. Lineage: Eukaryota; Metazoa; Chordata; Actinopteri; Centrarchiformes; Sinipercidae. The record is from RefSeq and is a predicted model, not a curated record. The transcript is spliced from 3 exons. Gene Ontology annotation, molecular function: GTP binding; GTPase activity.
CGUUGUUCUUUCAAAUCGAGGUGUCCUCCUGCCUUUACUGGCCACCAACGGGCCCCCGGGGGAGAAGAUAUCUUUUACAGUAAUGCUGCACUCCUGCAUGGACUUUGAAGCUGCUGGGAUAAUGGAGUAAUAAUCUGAGGAAAGAUGGCACAGGCCUGUCAGAGACAUGACAAACCCAACAGACUGAGGGAAGAACUGAGCUGCAUGCUGGUUGGUGAUGGAGCUGUGGGGAAGACGAGCAUGAUCAUCAGUUACAUCUUCAAUGGAUACAACAGCGAGUACAGACAAACAGCUUUUGAUGUAUUCACCGGUUUGGUUCAUGUUAAUGGAAUUCCAACUCGUAUCAAACUGAUAGAUACUGCUGGACAGGAGGAGUUUGGCCAUCUCCGCUCUCUGUGCUAUGCCCAUGUGGACGUCUUCAUCCUCUGCUUCAGCCUGGUCAGCCCCAUCUCUUUUGACAACAUCACCUCCAAAUGGAUCCCACAGAUCCGUGCUGGCAACCCGACUUCUCCCAUCGUUCUGGUUGGGACUCAGUCAGACCUUCGCCACAAUGCAGACAUCCUUAUUCAUCUGGACCAGCGGAGCACCAAACCGGUGCACUUGAGCCAGGCCAGAAGGCUGGCACACAGGAUCAGAGCUCAUGACUACGUCGAGUGUUCAGCUCUGACACAACACAACCUCAAAGAUGUGUUUGACUGUGCUGUGUUCGCUGCCAUCAAGCACAAGCACACUGGCACAAAAUCUAAAAAGCUCAGCCCGCUCAAACGCUUAAAGACUUUUUGUGAUUGCGGAUGGAGGAAAAUCUUCCGAUUCAUCUGAUGUGGAAUCAAAGAGUGGAUUGAAUGUACUCAGCCUGGUGGACACGGCCCGUUUGGGGAUUUUUAGGACAAAUUCUGCAUUUUUAUCAAAACAUUUCUCUGCAGAAUGUGGAUUAUGCACUAAAACAACAUGAUUUAAGAUCAUUGAAAACAUGCAUUGAUAUCCAUCCCGUAAGACAUAUGACAAUUUUAAUUGUGAAUUAAUUAUUCUAAUUCAUUGUAUUAAGAAGGCUACAUAUUCUGCUCUUUUUAUUUUGCCCUUCCUUGUUUUGAUAUUUGUGUGUGUGUGUGUGUUAACGUUUUGUA